Messenger RNA from Metarhizium brunneum ARSEF 3297, 2214 nucleotides. RefSeq lists its product as uncharacterized. NCBI's taxonomy places the organism in Eukaryota, Fungi, Ascomycota, Sordariomycetes, Hypocreales, Clavicipitaceae. The record is from RefSeq and is a predicted model, not a curated record.
AUGCCAAAACAGAGAGUCCCGAUCCGAAACGUUAGGCAAGCAGAUGAUGUUGGCCCAGGUCCUGUAGCGCUUCAAUUACAUCCCAUCCCGUCAAAGCGGUCACUUGUUGUCAAAGUCGUCCCUCCCCGAGCGCCAGCAGCCCAAAUCGAACAUGUUCCUUGCGACAUCGUCCUGGUUCUUGACGUGUCCACCAGCAUGGAGGAUGAUGCUCCUGUGCCGGGAGAAACGGAGAGAACGGGUCUCACGGUGUUGGAUUUGACCAAACAUGCCGCUCUGACCAUUAUCGAAACGUUAAACGAUAGUGAUCGACUGGGAAUAGUUAGCUUCGCCACAAAUUCCACCAUUGUGCAAACUCUCACACACAUGGACAUCAGCAACAAAGACGAGGCUCGGAGGAAAAUAAAGGCCCUUGAUCCUAAUGGGAGCACGAAUUUGUGGCACGGUAUUCGGGAUGGGAUCCAGAUAUUCGAACAGUCGGCAGAGAAUGGAAAUAUCCGUGCUAUGAUGGUGCUAACAGAUGGAAUGCCCAAUCACAUGUGUCCUCAACAGGGUUAUAUCCCUAAACUCAAGACACUACCACGCCUCCCUGCGGCGAUUCAUACCUUUGGGUUUGGAUAUGGCCUGAGAUCAGGUCUUUUGAAGUCUCUGGCUGAAUAUGGCCACGGUAAUUACGCAUUCAUCCCCGAUGCUGGCAUGAUAGGCACAGUGUUUGUCCACGCAGUUGCAAAUCUGCAGGCAACAUUCGCCACUGCAGCCGCAUUGACGUUGACGUAUCCCAAAUCCAUGGAAUUACAUGAAGUUGGUGCACAGACUGUGGUUAAGCAGCUACCGGAGGAGGUAGGGCCACAAAGCAGCAGGCAAAUGGCUUUGCAAAUCCCCUUGGGCAGCCUUCAAUUCGGCCAAUCUCGAGACGUAUUCCUCCGUAUCAGUGAAUCACCAGGCGAAAAUGGUACAGACGCAGCGAGUUGUCACUCCCUCGUCGUAUCUGCUACUCUCUCCUACAGGCCGGCAAAUAUCUACGGAUCGAACAUGGUUGGUGCACCUGUUACCAUCGCCUGUAGGGCCAGCGUCCUUGAGGCAUCAAUUAUGCCCGAUGCUGAAAUCGCCUACCACGAAUCGAGAGCUGAAAUAUGUAGCUUCUUAUCGUCAAUCUUUCCCCUUGGCCCUGACUUCGAACACCGGCCCAACUUGAGCAAACAUGAAACGUACAAGAAACAGCUGCGCAGUCUGGUUACCGAAAUUCCCGCUAAAGACUUUGCUGACGAGAAGAACAUGUCGCUGAUGCAAGACCUCAAUGGCCCAGAGCCUCAAGGUCAGAUCUCUCUGGCUAUCAACAACAUCAAAUUCCUCCAGAAAUGGGGCGUUCACUACCUACCAUCCUACUACAACGCCCACUCUCGGCAAAUAUGUAAUUCCUUUAAAGAUCCAGGACCGUUGCAAUACGGCGCUGACAGCCUUCUGUUCACCGAGUGUCGAGAUCGUCUAAACUCGGCCUUUGACGACCUGCCUCCUCCAGAACCUACUAGUGACAGAAGGUAUGGCGGCCACUCAGGCUCUUGGGGUCACAACGCCCCCGUCGAAAUGAGCCGAUAUAGAAACGCCUCUGGCGUAUGUUUCGCAGGCUCGACGCCAGUGGAACUCGGAUCCGGAAGAAUGGUUCACAUCCGACGACUGCGUCGGGGAAUGAAGGUUCGUACGCCAACGGGCACCCGUAAGGUGGCCAUGGUGUUGAAGACUGCGGUCCAAGAAGAGACUCUUUGCCAUGUCGGAAACCUCCUUGUUACGCCGUGGCAUCCGAUUUCCGCAAAUGGCAAAGCUUGGGGUUUCCCGGCAUUCCUUGCGGAUGGAACGGUUCGAUAUACGGGAUCAGUGUAUUCCGUCAUGCUCCAACGGGACAGAAAUUCACAGUCUCACGCUCUUCGGGUAGCUGGGAUUUGGGGUGUGACACUUGGCCAUGGUCUCACAGCAGGCAACGACACGCGCGCCCACUAUUUCUUCGGCGACUAUAACCGCGUGGGCAAGAGCCUUGCUCAGCUCGGCGUGGAUAAGCUUGGCGUCGUGGAAGGAAGGGGCGUUGAUCGUGAUGGCAGUGGAUUGGUUUGUGGAUUCAGGCGUGCUGAACAACCAAGAAGGCUGAGCAUCGAGCACGGUGGCAUAACGCCGAGGAGUAUGGUGACGCGUACGACGCAGUGCGUUGGCAUUGAUUCAGCUUGA